Molecule: messenger RNA, 1921 nt
Organism: Teleopsis dalmanni
Lineage: Eukaryota; Metazoa; Arthropoda; Insecta; Diptera; Diopsidae
Product: serendipity locus protein delta
Exons: 2
Coding region: 23-1165 (380 amino acids)
Biological process (GO): regulation of transcription by RNA polymerase II
Cellular component (GO): nucleus
Molecular function (GO): DNA-binding transcription factor activity, RNA polymerase II-specific; RNA polymerase II transcription regulatory region sequence-specific DNA binding
Source: RefSeq, a predicted model, not a curated record
AUAUAUGUAGUUUUAAUAAAAUAUGGAUCAAUGUUUUCUAUGUGGAAAUGGAAAUACGGACUCAUUUUAUACGAUUGAAACAACAAAUGCUCCCUAUUCUCAAAGGCCACUUGAAAUGGUAUUCAAACAUCUCGGCAAAAUUAUUAAAAUCGAUUUGGUUUUUCGUGGUGUAACAAAAUUGUGCACAAAUUGCUUCGAUGAAUUAUCAGAUUACGAUGAAGUGAUGGUGAAGUUAAUGUCUUUUCAAAAUAACUUAACAAAAAAACUUGAGCUAUGCAUUGGUUCAAAAUAUGAAAAUCAAGAUGAAAUUUUAUCAGAUGGUGCCGAAUUUCUUAUAGAAGAAACAAGUGACAAAUCUACAAUAGAAGAAGAUUUGAUCGAGACUGUCUGCAGUUCGAAAGAAGAAACAUCUGCUAAUGAUCCAGACGAUUUUAUAAUAGAUUGUGAUAACAAUAGCAAUAAAUCUGAUAGUCCUAGAAAACGACCUACACAGGACUGUGUUAUUUGUGAUACAAGUUUUAAAUCAAAAUUUCGACUUCAGGAGCACAUGAAAGUACAUCACGAUAGCAAAGAUCAUUCAUGUAAUAUAUGUGGCGCUAUUCGACGGGAUGAGGAGUACUUAGAACUUCAUAUGAAUAUUCAUGAGGGUAAAAAAGAAACAGAAUGCAGAUACUGCCCAAAACAAUUUGCUCGGCCUGUGAAUACGUUGCGACAUAUGCGGAAGCAUUGGGAUCAAAAGAAAUAUCAAUGUGAAAAAUGUGGUGAACGCUUUUCAUUAGAUAAUAUGUUAUAUAAUCAUCGAAUGCGACAUGAAGCCGAGGAAAAUCCACUUAUAUGCAGCAUUUGUAAGCAGUCAUUUAAAUCGCGUAAAACAUAUAAUCAUCAUAUAAUAAUACAUCAGGAAAACCGACCACGACACCACUGUACAAUAUGUAAAAAAUCAUUUACUGAACGUUAUUCAUUAAAAAUGCAUAUGAAAACACAUGGAAAAGACUGUCCCCAAACAGUAGAAGAAAUUCUUGUGGAAGCAGAAACUGACAAAGCCGUUUGUUCUCUCACAAUUGAUAAUGGUGAAGAAGAUUGCCUAAUUUGUAAUAUGAAAUUUGAGAACAGAAAUGAAUAUGAAAAGCACGCACAAAAUUUUCAUAGCGAUAUUAUACCUUAAUUUUUUUUUGCAGGUCAAUAUAUUUGUACAAUAUUAAUAUUUUCUUUUAUAAAUUGUAUUGCAUUAAAUUUAACUUUAAUAUAAGUUUCUGUACAAAACUAAAUAGUUGUCUUAAUAUGUUAGUACGCACGGGUUUUAUAAAUUUAUUGUAUCUUCCAAACUUCUUCCUAAAAAUUUUGCUAUUAUUUCCGAUGUGUUAAGUUUGUAGAACUCAAAAUUAGUUCAACUAAGGAACUUCGAAUAAUAGCAUUUAUAGUAACUGGUUUACUAUUACUUGUAACGAUUACGGUUUUUUUUUAUUUAAAUGAUAAACAGCAGUUAUAUACAUUUACUUUAUAUUGCAUUACAAGUUCUUUCUGCAAACAAGUCGGACCGCACUUUUACAGUUUUUAGUACUUUAAUUCCGAUUUUGGAUACUUUAGAUAACUAUUCAAGUUAAAUAUACUAUAAAAACUACAAGUCCUAAUUCCGAAUCAAUAUCAGACGACACUGAAUCUUUCAUAAGCUCAACUUACAAACAAAUUUGUAUUGACUAAUUAUAACAGAAAAUUAACUGCACUAACUCUUGUAUAGUUUGAAUAACACUUUAACGUAAAUACGCGGCUUAAACUAUAAAAUUCUAUUUAGAUUGCAAAUUAAUACAUUUUUAGUAAAAGAUUUGUAUGUGGAAUAUGGUAAUUUUUUUAAUGUUUUUUAAGAUUUGUGUACACAACUAAGCAAAGACAACUAAGCUUAUUCAUUCUCUUGUGAGCGCAA